CUAUAGUGGGGUUUAAUGGGCUUUUCCCCCUUCUUCCUUGAGCCCUCAUAGAUCAAACUAUCAAAUCAAAUUAUUCUUUGUUUCAAGAAAAAAAAAAAAAUCAUUAUUUUCACCCUUUUGUUGCGAAAAUCAGCAGGCGCAUUCACAGAAACAUGUCUUCUUCGAGCAGCGGCCUAACGUUCAAGCUCCAUCCGCUCGUCAUUGUCAACAUCUCCGAUCACUACACUCGGGUCAAGUCCCAGUCCCUUCCGCCUCCGGAUGCCCGCAACGGCGGCGAAAAUUCGGUGGUCUCUCUUCCGUCGCCGCCGCGCGUGUACGGAUGCGUCAUCGGUGUCCAGCGCGGCCGCAUCGUGGAGAUCUUCAACAGCUUCGAGCUUCUCUACGACGCCUCCACUCACUCACUCGACCGAGCUUUUCUCGAGAAGAAGCAAGAGCUUUAUAAGAAGGUGUUUCCGAAUUUUUACAUCCUGGGAUGGUAUUCAACCGGGAGCGAGGCGCUAGAGUCCGAUAUGAUUAUUCACAAAGCUCUGAUGGAUAUCAACGAGAGCCCUGUUUAUGUUCUUCUCAAUCCUUCCAUUAAUCCUGCACAGAAAGAUCUGCCCCUUACAAUAUAUGAAAGUGAGUUGCACGUUAUUGAUAGCAUCCCCCAGCUUAUUUUUGUUCGAUCAAGUUAUACCAUAGAGACAGUGGAAGCUGAAAGAAUAUCUGUUGAUCAUGUCGCCCAUCUUAAGCCAUCUGAUGGGGGUUCAGCUGCAACUCAAUUGGCUGCUCACCUUACUGGCAUACACAGUGCAAUUAAGAUGCUGAAUAGUAGGAUCAGGGUGCUUCAUCACUAUCUUCUUGCCAUGCAGAAAGGUCAAAUGCCAUGUGACAAUUCUUUAUUGAGGCAAGUGUCUAGUCUCUUGAGAAGACUACCAGCCAUCGAAUCUGACAAAUUCCAAGAUGAUUUCUUGAUGGAAUAUAAUGAUACACUGCUGAUAACGUAUCUGGCAAUGUUCACCAACUGUUCAAGCACGAUGAACGAGCUGGUCGACAAAUUUAAUACUGCUUACGACAGGCAUAGUCGAAGGGGUGGCCGGACCUCCUUUAUCUAAGAAGUUUGUUCAUAUUCAUCUUCUCGGUUGCCAAAUUUUCCCUGAGGAAGGCCACUUAUGUUUAAAUCCAGGAAUUAGUUGUGAGCAGAGCAAAAUUGAUUUGAGUAGGAGGGUAGUCCAACUGUUGAGGGGCAAACUAGUACAAUCACUUACCUUGGCACUAGCAGAGUUCUGAUGAAUUGUGUCAAAAGGAUUUUAAAUUGGUGUGUUGGUGUGAUUGUGCAUCAGUUUUUACUGUGCAUUCCUGUUGGUAUGAAAUGUCACUAUGUUCUCCAGAAAAACCUUACUUUCCUCGGAGGUUGACGUUUUUUUCUCCUUCUCCCAAUUUGGGUAUACAUUAUUAGCUUAAAACGCGUUGAGAAGUUGGAUAGGCAUAUUUUAGUUGAAUUGGCAAGUAGAUUUAUGAUUUGUCGAUUAUAUUGUGGCUAUUCAUUAGUUUUUCCAUAUUUGGGCAAAGUUUUUAUAUUCUCUCAGUAGCAAUAAAACUGAGUACUGAC
This is a messenger RNA of Striga asiatica, 1591 nucleotides long. Lineage: Eukaryota; Viridiplantae; Streptophyta; Magnoliopsida; Lamiales; Orobanchaceae. The record is from the annotation of a GenBank genome assembly.